This is a messenger RNA of Daphnia carinata, 2923 nucleotides long. RefSeq lists its product as uncharacterized. The record is from RefSeq and is a predicted model, not a curated record. Bases 71 to 2818 code for a protein of 915 amino acids. NCBI's taxonomy places the organism in Eukaryota, Metazoa, Arthropoda, Branchiopoda, Diplostraca, Daphniidae. The transcript is spliced from 23 exons.
CGACCCUUGGCUUUCCUGGACUUGAGAAAUAAAUGGCCAAAGAUUGCUUGCCGAUCCAUUAUUCCUUGCAAUGAUUUUUUCUAAAAUCGUGCUGGUGAUUGUGAUUCUAUUGCACGUGGUUCACGCCCAGGACAUCAAAAACAGCGACCCGAAGUUAAUCGAGGUGAAAGGAAAUAAAUACAGAAAUCCCGGCAUCAUCAAUAGAGAUGGAUACGAUAGCCGAACUCGUGGUGAAAAGGGCAGCGGGUCUGCCCGUGAAAACAAUGAAGGACACCAAAUCGUCUCAUACGAAAACACCAAAAGAAAAGCAAAAAGAGGUAUAAAAUUCACAACGGGCCACAACCUUGUGCCCACUCCAGUUUUACAUUUUACACCAUUUCUAGCAUUUCUAUAUACACCAGAUAUCGCUGUAGACGAUCCGAAGAGAAAAGGCCAUGGUAACAACGAUGGAUACAGCGAAUACAACUAUGAUCAUGUGGAAGGCAAGAAAGAAAGAGAAAGUGAAAGUAAACAGAACAAAAACAAUCAACCUGGUGCUUUGCGUCUACAUUUUACGGUAUUGAAUGGACUUUCGCAAAAACACUCACCUCGCUUAGGAUAUGAAAGCGAUGACAUGCAAGGCAAGGCGUACGGCGUUGUUACGAUGAAGUACACUAAAAGAAAUGGCGCAAAAAAUCGACGUUCCAGAAGAAGUGGUGGUAAUGGAUUCGACCCUGGUGAAAUCGGAGGAUACAUUAUACUCUCACACGAAAUAAAGAGUAAUGAUAAAGGAGGCAGAGGAAUUGGAGAUCAUUACAAUGGUGGAAUUCUCGGAGGAUACGAUAUCGAUGGAGGAAGUGUAUACAAGAACGACGGAAGAGGCAGUAACUUUGCCGGGGGUGGUAAUGACGGUGGAAAAAGAAGCAUCGAACCCACAGCUGGCGGUAAAACUAACAUCACCACAAAUAACGGAAAUAAACCACAAAGUAAAACCCCUUUUGACAGUGUCAAACACAUAAACCCAAGCAUAAGACACAACGGAAAUGAAAUCAGAAAUAUUGCUCCUGCUAUCAGCGUCAGUAAUGCAAACGGUCCGGGACAAUUACAAACUACCAGUGGACCAAUAAAUGGAGUAGGAAGCACGGGACCUAUUGGAGGAGCACGACCUAUUCCUAUCAAUAAUGUAGCCAAACCUCAAGGUAACCACGGACCCAUAACCAAUAAUGGCAAUGCCAGCAAUGGGAAAAUCAAUCCCCUGCCCUUGCACAGCUUAGGAAAAGUCAACACAAACACUAGGCCAGUCCAAACAAUUACUGCACCAGUUAAAACUAAUGAAGCAGCCAAAAUAAUUACUGGGCCAGUUAAAACAAAUGCUGUACCAGCCAAAACAAUUACUGGACCAAUCAAAACAAAUGCUGUACCAGCCAAAACAAUUAUUGGACCAAUAACAACAAAUGCUGUACCACCCAAAACAAUCACUGGACCAGUCAAGACAAAUGCUGCACCAGCCAAAACAAUUAAUGGACCGGUCAAGACAAAUGCUGUACCAGCAAAAACAAUUACUGGACCGGUCAAAACAAAUGCUGUGCCAGCAAAAAUAAUUACUGGACCAGUCAAAACAAAUGCUGUACCAGCAAAAAUAAUUACUGGACCAGUCAAAACAAAUGCUGCACCAGCAAAAACAAUUACUGGACCAGUCAAAACAAAUAAUGAACCAGUCAAAACAAAUGCUGUACCAGCAAAAACAAUAACUGGACUGGUCAAAACGAAUAAUGAACCAGCCAAAAGUCAAGUAUUGAAUAGCAGCACAAACAAUGAAAACCAAAACCCAAGUAGUGCUAGACCAGCAAAUGGGAAGGAUGGCAAUAACGAUGCAAGAAAGAUCAACCCUGUCGUUACUUCGGGUAUAGAAAUCAGCAGUAGCCAAAAUGGAGGAGACAAAACGAAAAGCAAUAAUGGACCAAUAAGUGUACAGAAUGGUGAUGCGAAAAAAAAUGUCGGACCUCUUAUUGCUACGAAAGUUAACCCCACAGCUAUAGAACACAAACCACAGAACAAUAAAAGUCAAAAUGGGUCUGCAGGCGGGGAAAAAGAUGGCAGCCUCAAUGGAAACAAAGCUGACGCACCCAUUCCUAUCCAAAUAGCCAACAAUAGUACCAGUAAUGAAAGCAAAGCUAAAGCUAUCAGCGAAACAAAAAGCAGUCAUAAAAGUAAUGGAGAAAUAAACGUCGAGCCCGUUUUCCCGCAAAAAAGCAACAUUACCACAAAGAAUGCAGACAACGUUAAAAAAAGUAGCAGUGGACCCAUUAAAAGCGAAAAAGUGAACAGCACGACCACCGGGAAAAGGAACAUUGGCUCCAUUAUUGGUGCUAAAGGCAACAGUACAAGAAUAACAGAAGAAGUUGCUGGUGAACUGCUCAACAGUGAAAAGCCGAAUAAUGGAAGAAGACACGUGGGAGCUACAAUAGGCGGUAAACCCACGAGCAUUGCUGUUCAUGUUGGCAAUGCAAGAAGACACAUCGGAUCGGUUAUUGGCAAAAAAAACAACAAUCAAGGUAGCAACGUAAGCAUCGAAAUUGGGAACACAAAAAGGAAUAUUGGUUCCACUAUCGGCGAUAAAACCAAUAGUGAUUCAGUCAUUACUGAAAGCGGAUUGCUGAGCACUGGAAAGAGACACAUUGGAUCUGUGAUUGGCAGCAAGAUAUUGCCUGGGGAUGGACAGCAAAUUUCAGUGAACCUAAAGAGUCACAAUCAGCCAUCUUCAGUCAGCCAUACGAAGCCUCAUCAAGACUCUUCUGUGCAAGAAGUUCCUCUCUUUGAUAUCCUUUCCUUUCGAUAAUUGGUUUGACUUUGAUAGUCUUACCAUGUUUGAACACAACAAUUGUUCUGUCUUUUAUAUCUAAUCAUCAAUUAAAACUCUAUUUAAAUAUAUUUAAAAAUGGUG